AUGUCCUUCGUCGCCAUCAAACUCCUCAAACUGGGCUACAACCAAGCGAAGAAGCACAAAGCCAAAAAAGAAGCCCAAAAGUACCAAGAUGCCCCCUACAAUCCCACCUACCCCCAAGAACAACACCCAAUGACCAGCUACCCAACCGGCGCCGCCCCAGGCACAACCAUCCACUUCAACGAACCCAAACCCGCCUCGAAACCCGCCUUCAUGGCCCUCUCCGCCCUCCGCUUCCUCCAAUUCGUCUUCGGCCUAACUGUCAUAGGCCUCUACGGCCGCGACGUCCACCACGACCACGCGCACGCCGACACCUGGCAUGCGAAAUGGGUCUACGCUCUCAUCGUGGCGUUCCUGGCUACUGUCACUGCGGCUGUGCAUCUUAUUGUACCAUUUGUUAUGCGCAAGGCAAAGGCGAAUGCUGCUACAGGACCGGGUCUGCUGCUGCCGCAGUUCGUGUGGGAGACUGUUGUUACGGUGCUUUGGCUGGUGCUUUUUGGCAUCUUUGGGAAGAUGUAUAUUGGUGUCCAUGGUGGCAAGGGGUCGGAGGGGCUUGGGGAUGGGGAGAAGAUUACGCGUAUGAGACAUGCGGUUUGGGUUGAUGUUAUUAAUCUGGCGUUUUGGGUUGUUAGUGGUGCUUGGGUUCUGGUUAGGUGGUUGAAGAGUCGGAGGGUUGGGGGUGAGGUUGAUGCUGAGAAGGCUGAGAAGAUUUGA
Messenger RNA from Penicillium bovifimosum, 711 nucleotides. Its product is annotated as MARVEL domain-containing protein. The record is from RefSeq and is a predicted model, not a curated record. NCBI's taxonomy places the organism in Eukaryota, Fungi, Ascomycota, Eurotiomycetes, Eurotiales, Aspergillaceae. The coding region runs from base 1 to 711 and encodes 236 amino acids. The transcript has a single exon.